AUGGACUCUCUAAAAACGGCGAUAACUGAAACGAACAGUGGUUUUGAUAUUCAGAAUGAUCUCAAUUUACUUGACAGUAUAGCAAAUAACAUCCAGCAAUUGGACACUCUUAGGCAGACGGAUAUAGAGGCGCGUAGAGCUAAAAACAACAAACUAACAAAGCAGCUGAGCACGCUGUCCGCAUCAAUCAACCAGUUGAAGGGGUCAAAUAAGAUGAAAACGGCCCAAAAACAGUUAAUUGAUUUGGAGAAUCAGAUGUUUCAUAUUGCAGGAAAUUUGACGACAUUUAACAUGGAGCUCAACUCUCUCAAAUUGACGUACAACCAGGAAUUGAAACGGUUAGACGAACUAGAAAAUCAGCUACAGGAGAUGAAAAACAGUUUUGAAUUAUCUGAAGAUAUCGAGGUUGCAGAAAGGGCCAAAAUGAUCAAGUUAAAGCUCUACGAAUCAUUGGGUAUGAAACUGGACAUACAAAACAAACAGGUUAUGGUGCUAAAUAAGAGGAAAAACAAAAGUGGCGUCUUGAAGCUUGAGAACUAUAGUGAAUACUUCAUAUCCAACUACAUAUGGGAUAAUAUAUAG
This is a messenger RNA of Brettanomyces nanus, 582 nucleotides long. RefSeq lists its product as uncharacterized. NCBI's taxonomy places the organism in Eukaryota, Fungi, Ascomycota, Pichiomycetes, Pichiales, Pichiaceae. The transcript has a single exon. Bases 1 to 582 code for a protein of 193 amino acids. The record is from RefSeq and is a predicted model, not a curated record.